This is a messenger RNA of Geodia barretti, 2628 nucleotides long. The record is from the annotation of a GenBank genome assembly. NCBI's taxonomy places the organism in Eukaryota, Metazoa, Porifera, Demospongiae, Tetractinellida, Geodiidae.
AUCAAUGUCAGUUAAAAACUGGAACGAUUUGUUGACUUGUUCGCAUUUGGCAAAGAGCUGAAGCCUUUCCUGGUCAUAUAGAUGGCAGUUAAAGAGAAAAUGCAAUUCAUCCUUAAUCUCAUUGAUACUGUGUGAAUCAAUGCUCAUCUAUUGGUAGGGUGGACAGCAAGCUUGAGGCACUUUUCUCGCUGGAAGAAGUAAGGGAACUCUGAAGAUUGCUUGGAAGACUUUCUUUAAUUUCUGAAGCAGCUUGCCGCUGCAGGUGAGCCUCACUCUCCUCUCUGGACUCAGCAGUUUGUGUAACCAAUUUGUAUAUUGCAAGCUACCUUUUGCAGACGAUUAACCGUGAAAUGAAGGUGAAGGGCAAAAAUGGCAAGGAAUAUUUUUUAGUUGAGGUCAUUGCCCACAUCCUGAAGUAUUUGAAGGACGAACUGAUCAAGAAAAUGAAAAGGGCUGAUUGGGCUCUUAAUGCUACUGAUUUUGACUGGGUGAUAACUGUCCCAGCAAUUUGGAGAGCAAGAGGAAAACAGAUGAUGAGAGAAGCUGGAUACAAGGCGGGUUUGUGCUCCAGGGAGUGCUGUCCAGCAUUAGAGGCAGCAGUCGGGCGUGUUCCUGAACAUGUUUUGGAAGAUCACCCUGAUAAACUGUCCUUAGCUCUUGAACCUGAAUCUGCAGCUAUUUUCUGUCAGAAUAUGAUGGAAAGGCAGGCUUCUUCCUUUUGUAGUCCAGAAUCCCCUUAUAGGGUGGCUAGUUAUCUUAUUGUUGACAUUGGAGGUGGUACAGUGGAUAUUUCCGCUCACCAUGUUGUCAGAGACCCUGAACCACACAUUAAGGUAAUCCAUCCGCCAACAGGCAAUGAUUGUGGUGGGACUAAGGUCAACCAGGAAUUCGCAAAAUUCCUUCAAAGUUUAGUAAAGGAUGAUGGGUUCUCCCGCUUUUUGUGUACUGCGGAUGAACAAAAAAAUGCUAAGAAUAGAGUUUAUUUAAAUGAACUCUUUAAUGAAAAUUUUGAGAAGCAGAAAAUGGUUUUUUCAGAUGCACAUGAAGAAUGCAGUUCCAAUAUGCUGUUGAUUGAAUUACCCACACCAUUCAUUCAAGAAUAUAUUGAUGACCUUAAUGAGGGGGCUGGUCUGUGUUCUAAUGUGAGUUGUGGCAAGUUGAAAGAAGUUUCAGAAAGACAAUUUAUUCAUAUGCCGGAAGAAGAAAAUCCUGAUAAACUAAGUCUGGUUUUAGAGCCAGAAGCAGCUGCAUUUUAUUGCCAGAAUAUUUCGGCUAUACAACGUGCUUCACACUGUAAUGUAAAAGGAUCAUUUAAAUCUGACAGCUAUGUUGUCAUUGAUGUCGGUGGUGGUACGGUUGAUAUUGUUGCCUAUCAAGUAUGCAAAUUUCCUGAGCCUCAUAUGGAGGUACUUCAUGAACCAACAGGGGGGGCGUGGGGUGGGAGAAGAGUUAAUCUUGAAUUCAAAAAUUUUCUUCAGAAUCUUGCAGGAGAUAUAGGAUUUACACAGUACAUUAACAUGGCUUCUGAAAAGAGGUGCGCCAAGCAUUGUGCUGAAUUGGAUGAAAUUGUGGAAGAGAAUUUUGAAGCACAAAAAACAAUAUUUGGUGAUAAUGACCUUAAUAGAGAUGCUAAAAUUACUGUUCAUCUUAAUUUUUCCUUUUUAAAAACUUAUGAAAGUGAACUUGAAAAAAAGAUACAGGACAUGCAUAUUCAAAAAAUAGAGCAUGCCACUAUUGAUGAUAGCGACCUUCGCAUCACAUAUGAAAAAGUUCAACUAUUUUUUGAUCCUAUUGUUGAUGGAAUUAUUGAGUGUGUAGCAAAAGUUUUCAGUGAUGUGCCCGAUGCAUACACAGUUUAUUUGGUUGGUGGAUUUGGAGGGUGCCAAUACAUUUAUAACAAGCUUUGUGCUAGAUUUGGAGAAAAGUACAAGUUUAUUACACCUGAAGGUCGAAAUCAUGCAGUUGUAAAGGGAGCAGCAAUGAUGAAGAAAACCCCACAAUUUUUAAACGCACGACGAGUUGAUGCAACUUAUGGAAUAGAAACUAGCAUUCCAUUUGAAAAUGGAAAACAUGAUGAGCUGUAUCGUGUACCCGCCACAGUGGAAGGAGAGCCAGAUAUGUGCUCUAACAUAUUUACAACAUUUGUAGAGAAAGGUGAUGUUGUUUCCGCACAAGAUGUGUACAUGAUGAGCUUUACCCCAGAGAGAAAGGACCAACGAUACAUGAAAGUCAUGAUAUACACUUCAUUAGAGAAAGAUGUAUGGUACACAACUGGGAAAAGGCCGUCAAGUGGAGAAAGCAAUGGAACUUAUGAAGACGUCAAUAUGAUUGGAGAACUCUUUGUGCCUUUUCGUGCUGUGGAGAGUGAUGAGAGUGCUGAAGACCAAAUUGUUGAUGUUAUGUUUGACUUUAGUGGUGCUGAAAUCAAAGUGACUGGGUUUCAUCGUAAGUCAGCAACUGAAGUGAGAGUUGUUCUUAACUUUCUAGAUUGAGUGCAUUCAUUAUCAUUAACUUUACCAAUGUAUAAAUAUGUGCAAUAUAGGGCUUUAGCAAGAACCACAAACGACUAGUGUGUGUGUGUCUUGCUCACACAGCAGCAAAGCAUAGAAGCUGUGACGAAGCACCAUA